GCCCCGCCCCGUCGCUUCUCAGGCUUUGGCCUGCGGCCCAGAGGCUUCCAGUAACAAGAGCGCGGCGUCUGUGGCGACACCUGUUCUGGGGCGCUAAUGGAGGGACCUGCGGUUCGGCUGCUGCGCUGCAGCGUGCUGCUAAGAAGAAACUUCCCAACUUGCCUGUCUUGGAAAAAUCCUCCCCGUGUCCUAAAAUCUUCCCAGUCAGAAGCUCUACUCAGAACGACAAACGAUAAACUGUCCUACACUCCCCUGCAAACAUUUACAGAUGAGGAGAUAAUGAUCAAGGACACAGUUAAAAAAUUUGCCCAGGAACAAAUUGCUCCUUUGGUUUCAAAAAUGGAUGAAAAAGGAAAAAUGGAAAAAUCGAUAAUACAAGGAUUAUUUCAACAAGGGCUGAUGGGUAUUGGAGUUGACACAAAAUAUGGAGGAACAGGAGCUUCCUUUUUUUCCUGUAUGCUGGUGAUCGAGGAGUUAGCCAAAGUUGACGCGUCUGUAGCUCUGAUGUGUGACAUCCAGAACUCGUUAAUUAACAUGAUGAUUGGAAAACUUGGAACAGAAGAGCAGAAGGCUACCUAUUUGCCCAAGCUAGUUACGGAACAAGUAGGAAGUUUCUGCCUGUCAGAGGCUGGAGCGGGUAGUGAUUCAUUUGCUUUGAAGACCAGAGCUGAUAAAAAGGGAAAUUAUUAUGUCAUCAAUGGGUCAAAGAUGUGGAUUAGCAAUGCCGAGGAUGCUGGACUCUUCCUGGUGAUGGCAAAUGUGGACCCUUCCCUUGGGUAUAGAGGAAUUACCUGCUUCUUGGUAGAUCGUGAUACUGAGGGCUUUCAUAUCGGGAAAUCGGAGAACAAAAUGGGAAUCAGAGCGUCUUCUACCUGUCCUUUAACGUUUGAAAAUGUCAAGGUUCCAGAAGCCAAUAUCCUGGGACAAGUUGGCCAAGGCUAUAAGUAUGCCAUAGGGAGUCUUAAUGAGGGCAGGAUAGGAAUUGCUGCACAGAUGCUGGGACUGGCUCAAGGAUGUUUUGACUACACUAUUCCAUAUAUUAAAGAAAGGGUACAAUUUGGCCAAAGAAUAUUUGAUUUUCAGGGGCUCCAACACCAAGUGGCUCAUAUGGCCACCCAGCUGGAAGCAGCAAGAUUGCUAACGUACAAUGCUGCUAGGCUUUUGGAAGCUGGAAGGCCAUUCAUUAAAGAAGCAUCUAUGGCCAAAUACUAUGCAUCAGAGAUUGCAGGCCUGGUAACUAAUAAAUGCAUCGAGUGGAUGGGAGGAGUGGGCUACAUCAAAACUUACCCCGUGGAAAAAUACUUCCGAGAUGCAAAGAUUGGUACAAUAUAUGAAGGGGCUUCAAAUAUCCAGCUGAACACCAUUGCAAAGUGUAUCGACAGAGAAUACUGACAGCCAUGCGGGCGCCCCCCCCCCCAUGUCUCUGGUGUAAAGUGUUAAGUACUGUGCCUUGCUGGGGGUGGACGCCUCCGUGACAGUGAACGACUUUAUUUAGGCCCCUCCAUCUUGGAUCUUGAGGUAGACCUUUUCUGUUUUUUCUUUCUCAUCUGCUUAACUUAGGCACAGGCAGUCAUUUUUAGAAUUUGGGAAGAAAUACAUCCGUGUUUUCUCUAAAACUUUUUAAAAUUCUAUAUGCAUUGUCAUUCUAGCUUCAGGGUGCACGGAAGCUUCGCUCUGUGUCAGUGUUACAGACAUGGCCGUGUUAUAUUCCCACCGUUGUGCAUCAGUCAGAUGUUUGUGGUGGUUGGCGGUUCUAUAGGACAGAGUCAAUUCUAAGUUGUUAUACUGGGUAGAAACUGAUAAAAAUUUAUUUAGAAAAAUCUAGAAGUUUUAGUUCUAAAUUUUGGAGAAUGAGCAGAAAAUGAGGGUAUAACUCUGUGGUUCAUAUAAUUGAAGAAAACAUUAUUUUACAAAAGGAAAGCGAUAUAAUUUGUUACUAUAAUUGACCUGUAUGAAAGAUGUGUUUCAUGGUUUCAACAGAUCAUUUUAAAAACAAGUCUCUCUAUAUUAAUUUUCAAGUAUAAAGUUUAAAUAUUUUGGUUUAAUAAUCAAAAUAUAUUCAAUAUUGUAAUAUUCAUUUUAUCAACGAUACAGUUUCUAUAUUUAAAUGGAAUACUGUUUUCUCAAACUUAGUUAUUGGGCUCUAUCAUGAAUAGUAAUUCAGAAAUUAUAUUUUGGUUCAUUGAUUCUCAAGAGGAAGUGUCUUGCCCCCAUAAAGAAGUAUAUGGAAAUCUUGUAAGGAAUGGGGGCUGGGGGGGUUGUGCAGUUUGAAAAGGAUAUUUGGUAAUAUAGAAAUGACAAAAAUAAAUCUGUGGUUUUUCAGUCAAAUUGUAGAAGGGCAAAGCUCAGCAAAAUAUAUAGCUGGUGAUGCCAUUUCUUCAGUAUGGGGGAUUCGCAAUCAGAAGAAAAGAACCCACAGGGUACUGGCCCUGAGUCCCGUCUGGACGGAGGUGGACAAUAAAUUUUCUAAAAAGGGGGCACAGGUUAGAGACAUUGAAUAAUGUGUUUAGGCUCAUACAGUUGCUUAAAGUCAUCACUACUGUUGAAUAGGAAGCAUGUUAGUACUUUAAUGAAAGGGUAAUGUUUAUUAAAAAACUUGACAUUUUCAAAGUAAUUUUGCUUUGCACAUUCAUGUUUAUUGAAUUGGGUUAAUUUCUAUAAUGCAAAUCAUAGUUAGAUAUUCAGAAUUGUGUAAAUGCAAUUGAAAAAGGAAUUACUUUAAAAUAUUAAGAAGAAAUAUGGACAAAUUCAGACCUUGCAUCAGAAGAGAUAAAGUCUGCUUGACUCUCAGGUAGGGAGCUGAUGGAAACCACUCAUUCAGUCUUUCAGAACAAAAAGACAGUAAUCCAAUAAGGAAAGUAGGGGAUAGAUGAAAUGCCCUAAAGCAGGGCUUGGACAUCUUUAAUUUCUGUGAUUAUGUGAGAAUUAGGUGAACUUUUCAGAUAAUGAAGUGGAAGCCAACUUUAGUAAAAAGAACCCCAGCUUCCUCCCCUGCAGUUGCAAACAUGUGAGACCACAGCAAACCUCGUGUUCAGAUGAGCAGCGUGAAGGAGGCUCCCAUGCACAUCUGGACCUUGAAUUUAUAUUCACAUUGAUACAGUUCUAAUUGUGUUUAUAUUUUUUAUUCAUGUUCAUAAUAACAGUUGAAAAUUAAUAAAAGUUCUCCUGUUAAUGAGUAGUGUUAUUGUACCAUUUACCAAAGAGGAUGCGAGUUUUCCCUGUAGUUCUUCCAUCAUAGCUUCUCUUAAUAACCAUGACUCUGGGAGUCUGUAAAAACUCUCUGGAGUUCGUGUCUAGUGGAGGACAAGCUUGUUUACCUCUGGAAGCCUGUCAUUAUUGUCUGUCAGUUUGAGGACAGGGCUGCCACAAGCUCAGAAGGAAGAGACUUGAACACAAGCACCAAGUCGUAUUUGUGUCGUCAGAGCUGGACUCAACUGCCCAGUUAGUAUUGUUAGAAAUUUCAUUUUACAACACAAAAAUGAGUCAGUGCCAAAGAUUUUAGAAUAAUGGAAAGUUAAAUCUAGAAAGACUGUAGAGAACCACCCAGCCAACUCUCUCAUUUUAGAAGUGAAGGAUUUAUGUAGCCACACUGCUUGCCCAAGGUCAUCCAUCCAGGGACAAGGAGAAGACAAGGAUCCAAGUGUGCUGGCUCCCGAUUCAGUGCGCUUCCUACUAUUUAAUGUCUCUGUUCAACAAAUUUUGGAUUUCAUCCUUGUUAUAUUUCAGUACUCCUACCGAUUUAUUUUAGGUUUAGCUGAGAAAGAAUUAACAUUUCAGAAGUGUUAAGAUUGAUCAGUGUCAUUACUUACAUAUAUUAAUCACCUGCCAAAUACACUAGCUCUCCUAGGAUGAAGCUCGUGUGUCAGAUGUAAAGAUUGUUUGAUCAUUUGGCUUUAUGGGUAUGAUGUGUUUUAAUAAAUAUACUAGUUAUGUC
Molecule: messenger RNA, 3934 nt
Organism: Camelus dromedarius (Arabian camel)
Lineage: Eukaryota; Metazoa; Chordata; Mammalia; Artiodactyla; Camelidae
Gene: ACADSB
Product: acyl-CoA dehydrogenase short/branched chain
Exons: 11
Coding region: 97-1392 (431 amino acids)
Cellular component (GO): mitochondrion
Molecular function (GO): flavin adenine dinucleotide binding; acyl-CoA dehydrogenase activity
Source: RefSeq, a predicted model, not a curated record